AUGGAGGGCACUCGUAGUGGUCGAGGCCGUGAACGUGGUGGUAGGCAAUCCACGACUGAUAGGGAUACUAGGGAAACCAUGCUCGAACCAAACCCUGAACCCCAAAUUGAUCCCAACGCUCAGGUAGCCGCUGCUAUCCAGCGGAUGACUGAUCUUCUAGCACAUGUCGUGCAACAACAGGGCCACAACCCUAACCCACCUGUCGGGAAUCCCAGAAACCCUGAAAAUUAUGUAGAGAGCGAGGAUCGAGCUCUCGAAAGGUUUCAAAAAUUUUUCCCAUCGAAGUUUCUUGGAGGGCCAGAUCCAGACAUGGCCGAACAGUGGUUGGAGAAGAUGAUAGACAUUUUUGCUGCUCUACACUAUUCAGAAGAGAGGCAAGUUACUUUUACGCUCUUUCAACUAGAAGGGGCCACCCGUUCUUGGUGGAAUAUUAUACGAACUAAGUGGGAGAGAGAGCAGACACCAAGAACGUGGGUGAACUUCGUAAGGGAGUUUAACGCCAAGUACUUCCCGCCUUUGAUCCAGGAAAAGAAGGAAGACGAGUUCAUCCGACUUCGCCAAGGCACCCAAUCAGUGGUCGAGUACGAGAGCUAG
Messenger RNA from Coffea eugenioides, 594 nucleotides. RefSeq lists its product as uncharacterized. The transcript has a single exon. Bases 1 to 594 code for a protein of 197 amino acids. The record is from RefSeq and is a predicted model, not a curated record. Lineage: Eukaryota; Viridiplantae; Streptophyta; Magnoliopsida; Gentianales; Rubiaceae.